CGUCCGCUUGCUAAAUGCGCAUUCAUGUGACACACUUCGAAGACUACAGAGGCAACAAGGCCAAACAGAUAUUAUUUUCACGUACAAAAUAAUCGUUUAAAAGACUUUCUUUCUAAAACAUUUGUGGUGUUGUAAGAAACAGUGGUUUUCUAUAACUUCUUCACAUAUUUGCAUUCAAAAUGGGAAUGAUAUCGCGAGUGCGCGGGCGCAUUAGGAGUGAUUCUUUCUCGAAGAUUCACACGAUCAAAUCGGAGGACAAACUCGCCAAUAUCGUAUGGCUCCUAUCGCUGGUCCUACUACUACCAUACUGGGCGCCCCGGGGGCUCUUAGUGGCUCUUGGCGGGGCGUGGCUGAUGGCAGCCUACACAUGUCUGGUGGUACCAGUUCUCAUCUCCGCCAACUACAAGUACCCAGCGAGGUGGUACCCUGCCGUGGUCAAACUCGCUCAAGAGGUAGCAAAGAAGUUGCGGGCGCCUGUAACGCGCGUGCUCGGUGUAAUGAAGGCUGCGUACGCGCCGGUCGAACGAGCUGAGAAACUCUUCCUGCAGAUGAAUAAUCUCUCAACUAUGAUUGGACAGUUGCUGAUGUUCACAGCCUGCGACCGACUACUCGUCUCCCAAGGCAGAUUAACCUGCCUUUACUCUUUAAUGUUCUACAACGUGGUCACCUACUCCGUCAGCUACGUCCGGGAGAUCUGCACCAAAGAAGACUGGUCACCCUACGUCAACGUAACUCGCCAUUCUAGGGUCAAGCACCUUGCAAUGUCAGCCACGAAAAUUGUCCUAGAAUGGACGAAAGCUGUCACCUUCAUUGUCACCAUAACUUUUGUCCUCCUCGCUCUUGGAUUGGAACAAGGACUAGAACAUUACAAACCCACAGCGUUAUACACAGCCAUCACUGGCACGUACUACCUUCUAACAGAGAGGACCUUCUUGGAGCUUUGGCCUAUUGGUCUAUCUGCUCUAAAAUUAGAGAGGUUAGAAGGCAUGGAGUUGCUGUAUUUCGGUGCUUGGGCAAGAGCCAUCACCACAGCGUUAGCCAUUCCCUUAGUACCAGCGUUAGCGUGGUGCGAGCGGUGGAGAUUAGCCGCUCUCCUCUUUUAUGUAUGUGUAUUUAUUCAUGGACGACACAGGUUAGGGGAAGCUCUCGCGAAGCUCCAAGAAGCCCGUGGCUCCUUGGCGAAGUUCAGGCGAGCUACACCCGAGGAGCUGGCCACUCUAGAGGAUGUGUGUGCAGUGUGUUUGGGCACCAUGAAGUCAGCGCGAGUGACGCCCUGUGCCCACUUCUUCCACGCAGACUGUUUAAGGAAAUGCCUAGCCAAUUCAGACAGAUGUCCUAUUUGUGUCAGGCCAUAUGUAUUUUGUUGACCAUCAGCGUAUUACAUUCGGAUAAGACUGCUUAUAACGAAAUUUCGUCGCCAUUUCCCAGAUGUAGAUUUGGGAAAUGUUCUUGAUUAAGGUGAUAAUUAUGAAAGUAAGAUUUAUUAGUAAGUAGGCGAAUUAACAACGGAUUAGAUCGUUUUGGUCGGUUUUAAAUAUAUGUUGUAAUAUUUACACAAGUAAUGUUGCUUUAGGCGAGCAUUCACUAUUCUGCCCAUAUGGUUGUUGCAUUGUAUAAAAAUCAUGAAAAAAUGAAAAAAUAUUGUAAUCGCCUCCUGCUAUGAGGAUCUCCCGCAUAUUUUAGUGUAUGUGUAAGUAUUGAUAUUUGUAAGUAAUAGAUUGUCGAAGCUUCGAUUCCAUAUUUUUUCUCAUAUCGAUGCUUUAGCCUUAUUUUAUUAUUACUUUAGAAAUUACUUAUUUGGGCAUGUUGUUCGCUGUCUUAGCUCUAAGGAUACGUACCUAUGUUGUUUUAUCGAUGUCGCUUACUGCUCUUACGGGUUCCAAGAGUUAGCAAUGCUGGCUAGGAGACUUAUUACAUGUAAAAGGAAAUAUAUGGAGAUGUUGAACCGUCGAUGUUAAGUGUUGAAUGUCAGACUCACGGAACGCGCCUCAUGUAGCGAGUAGUAGCUACCCACGCAUUCCUUGGGUCCAAGUUUGUAUUAAUGUUUUGUACAAUAAAUUACUGUCCAAUGACAA
Molecule: messenger RNA, 2075 nt
Organism: Helicoverpa zea (corn earworm)
Lineage: Eukaryota; Metazoa; Arthropoda; Insecta; Lepidoptera; Noctuidae
Exons: 4
Coding region: 180-1367 (395 amino acids)
Biological process (GO): protein ubiquitination; ubiquitin-dependent protein catabolic process
Cellular component (GO): ubiquitin ligase complex; cytosol
Molecular function (GO): ubiquitin protein ligase activity
Source: RefSeq, a predicted model, not a curated record